Dermacentor silvarum is the source of this 1993-nucleotide messenger RNA. RefSeq names its product fibroin heavy chain-like. The record is from RefSeq and is a predicted model, not a curated record. The transcript is spliced from 3 exons. Bases 414 to 1265 code for a protein of 283 amino acids. NCBI's taxonomy places the organism in Eukaryota, Metazoa, Arthropoda, Arachnida, Ixodida, Ixodidae.
UGGCAAGCAAGCGGACGCCUUGGCACGCCCUACAAGAAGAACGAGUGGGAGGAGAGAUCCGGUGGACGGACUGCCAAGGCAGGACCCUCGAUGCAAAACAGGGGACUUCCCCGGGCGCUUCCGUGCUAUUGUCUGCUAGCGAAUGUAGUAGGCUCUCUUUCCAAAGCUCAUUCGCUGCACCCUCCUUUCCCGCGUGUACAGAGAUUCCGAAGAGGCGCGUCUGCAGUGACCAUUGGCUAUGUCUGCGUCUGGUCGAUCUUUUUCUUCUUCUUCUUUCUUUACUGUUUUCGUUUCUUCAACGAUGUCACUCUCUUCUCGGGAUGAUUUUUCGGGUAUAAAAGCACCGAGCAUCCGUCGGUAGGUCGCAAAACUCUCUUGCUCUCCGUGGUCCUCGCCUCAGCGACGCAGCCGCCAUGAACGCAGUUCUCACCACCGUCCUCCUCGGUUUGGUCUCUGCCGCCUCCGCCGGCUUCAUCGGUGGUUACGGUGGUGGCUACGGCGCAGGACUCGGCGCCGGCUACGGCGCCAGCUACGGGGCCGGGUAUGGCGCCGGUUAUGGCGCAGGUUAUGGCGCAGGCUCCGGCGCUGGCUACGGCUCUGCCGGCGCUGGUCUAGCCGUCGCUGCCGCACCUGUCGCGGUCGCCAGACCUGCCGCCGUCGCAGCCGUACCAGCUCGUAGCACAACCUCUUACGGCACCACCACUACCACCGUGACCACUUUGCACGGAGCAGGAGCUGGUGGUCUCGGCGGCGCUGGUCUCGGCUACGGCGCCGGCAGCCUCGGCUACGGAGCCGGUGUCGGCCUCGGAGGAGCUGGUCUUGGGUCCGGUGCUGGCUAUGGCGUCGGCGUUGCCGUCGCUCGCCCCGCUGUCACUGUGGCUGCUGCCCCAGCCGUUGCUGUGGCUCGUCCCGUCGCUGUCGCCGCACCGGCUGUGGCUGUGGCUCACCCCGUGGCUGUCGCCACUCCGGCUGUGGCUGUGGCUCGGCCCGUGGCUCUGGCUCGUCCCGUCGCCUUUGCUGCUCCAGCUGUGGCCACCGUUGCCGUGGCUCCGGCCGUGGCUGUCGGAGGUGGUCUGGGCGGCCUCGGUGGUGGUUACGGUGGUGUCGGUGCUCUCGCUGGUGCCUAUGGUGCCGCCUACGGUACCGGAUAUGGUGCUGGCUAUGGUCGGGGCUAUGGCGCCAGCUACGGUGCUGGCUACGGUCAUGGCUACGGUGCUGGCGUCGCCAAGCUCGGCGUUACUUACAGCCAUGGGGCCAAGUGGUAAACACGUACGGAACGUUCUUGCAUCUUAGACCGUCACCAAAUCUGGAUUCACGCUGACUGAAAGGGCUAUUUGUAAUUUAUUUUUGUGUGCGUCAUCAGGAAGUUGUCAGCAUCCGAAUACUAAUGCCCUAGAGGCUCACAUCAUAUCGACACGUCCAGAUAUGGGACUAUCACAAAAAAAGCUGCUUUUAUAAGAACAACCGUUUACUUGGUUGUGAGCGUUGUUAAUAAAUAAAGAAGUUAUUACGCAUCAUUGCUUGUUUAUAUAUAGGCGCAUUCUGCUGCUCACGGCGAUUAAAUCGGUUCCGCCGGAAAUCGCCAGUGUCCAUGUUUUGUUAACAUGGAAAGUUUUGAGGAUUGUUUGACAGACUUAGCCUGAUUUAUGAAGGCACAGCGCAAUGCUAUACUUGCGCUUAUACUUACUGAGCAUUAUGUAAAAUUAAAAUCGUAAGACGAGGAGUUUAGGCACUGGGUGGACAGCUUGGCUAUAGUCUCGCUAUCUGGCAAAUAGCACUGCCACGUUUCUCGUGGCCAAUGGAAAAUUAAAUACAUUUGGCAUACUUGCUUAUCUUUUGAAUCUACGAAUAACUGAGUGAAAUUAUAAAAUUGUGUGUAAAAAAAUGUGUUCCCUCGUAUUUUCGUUUCUUUUUAGUGUGCUUUCUUGCUUUUAGUCGUUUCACUUGUUGUGCCACCGGGUGGCGCUGUUGCGGUUAUCGCUAAUUAAAAGAA